This is a messenger RNA of Cryptococcus wingfieldii CBS 7118, 2178 nucleotides long. RefSeq lists its product as hypothetical. The record is from RefSeq and is a predicted model, not a curated record. The transcript is spliced from 5 exons. Gene Ontology annotation, cellular component: nucleoplasm. Lineage: Eukaryota; Fungi; Basidiomycota; Tremellomycetes; Tremellales; Cryptococcaceae. Gene Ontology annotation, biological process: mRNA splicing, via spliceosome; regulation of alternative mRNA splicing, via spliceosome. Gene Ontology annotation, molecular function: N6-methyladenosine-containing RNA reader activity; mRNA binding. Bases 1 to 2178 code for a protein of 725 amino acids.
AUGUCUGCUGUCUCCGAACAGAUAGCGCCCGACGAGGUGACUCAGCAACUUGAGACUCUUCAAAUUGAUCCCGCGCUCCCCAGGCAAUCCCAAGGAAAGCAGCCGCAAGGGGGCCAGCGGUCUCCCAGGCAGGCCGCCUCGGCCAAUGCGAGCCAUACGCAGCCGUACCAGCCAUACGCCCAAGCAUACACUCGUUACCCCCAGCAAUAUCAGAACCCAUAUCCGUCCUACGUCCCCUAUUCCCCAUAUGGCCCCGAGCAAUUGGGCUGGCGCCAGCCUGACUCUGAGCAACCCUCUCCCAUCAACCCAUCCAACCCUACUUUUGGGGUAUGGUCAAGCCCUCCUGUGAGCCCGGCUGUUGGAGCUCCACCACCGUUCCUUAAUCAACAGUCCAGACAUGGUUCAUUUGAUGCUGCUGGCAUGCCUGGGGGCAGCCCUGUCUACUUUGACAGCAGGUCUUCAUUUGGAGGGCCAGGGCCCGCCUGGCCAUACCCCGCCGCUCCAUCGCAUUUUGGCUACUACCCCUCUUAUCACCCAUCGUCAUCCCCCCUCGAGCCAAACAUGGCCCAGCCAUCAAAUUGGUCUGGGUCCCCUGCCACGCCCUACGGACCCGGUCCGAAUCAUAAUCGUGUCUCUGUGAGCAGCGCUUCACGGCCCAGCCCCACUGGCGGAGAUAGCAAAGAGCCUGAAAGGAAGCCUUACCAUCCUCAACCACCCUCUCGGCGCAGUGAUUGGGUUAUGUGGGUCGGCAAUGUCCCGAGCAACACAUCUCAUGAAGAGCUAUGGCACUUUUUCAACAUGACCGUCCCCAUUACCGACCCCAUCACAGAUACCGCACCUUGGCGCGGCCCUUCCUCCAUCUUUCUCAUAUCCCGCUCCUCGUGCGCUUUCGUCAACCUUUCCUCGCAAGCAGAACUCGACCGGGCUGUCGCUUUCUUCAACGGCAAGCCUCUUCGGCCUUGGGACGCCAGAUGCCCUCGAAUGGUCUGUCGUGUCCGGCGCAAGGAUGACGAUUUAAAGUCGGGCGUAGGGGCACAGCGCGGGACGGGUAUCCACCGGGACUGGGUGAAGAAGGAACAGGAGAAACAGCAGGUAGCGCCACAAGGGUUGGAACCGAUUGCCACGGCGGAAGGGCAGGUACCCGCAGUGUCUUUGGCCAACCCAGCCAUCUUGGAGUUGUCCGAGGAAGGCCGAAAGAGAGAUUCUUCAGGGAGCGAGGACGGAAAGAAGGCGUCUGGAAGUUAUGCGAGUACCACUUCAAGCUUUCUGAUCAAGCACUUUCCCCGUCGUGUCUUUAUUGUCAAGAGUUUGACAACAGCGGAGUUGGAGGAAAGUGUGCGAACGGGGACCUGGCGAACCCAGCGACAUAACGAGCCUAUCUUGGACCAAGCUUUCAGAACAUCACAAUCCGUUAUUCUGAUUUUCGGUGCCAACCGAGCCGGCGAAUUCUUUGGUUAUGCGCGGAUGGUUGAGCCGAUCGACAAGGAGCGAGCGAAACGACAACAGUCUUCAAUCAGUAGCUCAGCGCCCAUGCGAUCUGGCACCCAAGAGUCUAGCUUUUUCCUUACUCCUCAGCAGAGCCGGAUCACUGUCCUUUCUCCCGGUGAACUCCACUCUCGAGAAGACUCGUACUUUCACCCUAUCCACCGCAAUACCGACCCGCCAAAGAUCCCCAAUCAUGCCGCUGGCAGUAAUUCAAUGUCUCUGCAGGUCCUUGACGAGACACGGGCCCACACCUUUGAUCCCAAGACUCUGCAACGAGACUACUUUCCCUCGGUCACCCUUGCAAUGGCCCAAGAAGGUGGCGAUGUUCCCAAACAGUCGUCUUUGACGGUCGUCUCUGAGCCGCAGUCUGUGGAAGAUUUGCAGAGAAAGGAGACGUUGCCUCCACCCGAAGAGAAUGCGAAACGUGAGAAACAGAACGCCCAAGAAGAGUUUUCAGACGACGGAUGGGGACAUGCGUUCCGUAUAGAGUGGGUCAAGGUGGCUCCUCUGCCCUUCAACAAGACCCGUCACCUCCGGAAUCCUUGGAACGCGGAUCGAGAGGUCAAGGUCUCUAGAGACGGGACCGAGAUCGAACCCACUGUCGGCCUACAGCUGGUGGCCGAGUGGGACAAGCCCGAGAUAGCACCUCGCUUGCCUUCCAACGGCAGCAACCCUUCUUCAUCGAACCGUUAG